Messenger RNA from Clunio marinus, 384 nucleotides. The record is from the annotation of a GenBank genome assembly. NCBI's taxonomy places the organism in Eukaryota, Metazoa, Arthropoda, Insecta, Diptera, Chironomidae.
AUGCUUGAAAGUUGUGGACACAGAAUAGAAUUGCAGGCUAUGAUGAAGACGUUGAGAAGAAUGUGUAGAAAAGUUAAAGCACUUUUACGACAUCUAAGCACAUAUUUUUUGAGCACAACACUUGAAAGAAGUUUUAUUGCUGUACAUGAUCCAAUACACGAAAAAGCUAUACGAAUACAUAAAGAAUCACAAGAAGAACAGCAGGAGAAAGGGACGAGGGACGAAACUAUAAUGAACAGUAAACAAAGGAAUUUUGGAUUUUUGACAUAUCUAAUUAAAUUCUUACGGAAUUCCUUCGGCCAAUCUUAUAUUUCCCGAUGGCAUAUCACCUCUAUUCAAGAAGGUUUCAAUGUGGAGAAUCUUGUCGCAAUAUUUCGUUUUUAA